AUUUUUCGAAAGAACAGAACUGAGUUGGUGUAAAAUCCUUCUCCGUGAGCAGUGACCGAGUUGCAAUUUUGCAUCAAUCGGAGUCGAAACGCACGAAAUCUUCAGAGAGAGUGUGUUGAAGAUGGAGUCGACGUUGCCGACGACGUCGACGGUGAAACGAGGAGGGAGAUCCAAGACUGUUCAGACCUCCAAACCUUCCCUCAUCAUGGCCUUCUUCUCUUGCGUCGCGUGGCUCUACGUCGCCGGCAGGUUAUGGCAAGAUGCAGAGAAUCGGAACUUACUUGCUAGUCUUCUGCAGAAGCACUCAUCACAGAGGCCCAAGGUGCUUACGGUGGAUGAUAAGCUAAUGGUCCUAGGGUGCAAGGAUCUGGAGAAGAGGAUUGCGGAAGCUGAGAUGGAAUUGACACUGGCCAAGAGUCAAGGGUACCUCAAAAGCCAAGGGCUGAAAACGGUCUCUUCUUCUGACCGUAGGCUUCUUGCUGUUAUUGGAGUGUAUACUGGAUUCGGAAGCCGAUUGAAAAGAAAUGUUUUCAGAGGGUCUUGGAUGCCCAGAGGUGAUGCCUUGAAAAAACUUGAAGAAAGAGGAGUGGUCAUACGUUUUGUAAUUGGUCGGAGUCCUAAUCGAGGCGAUAGUUUGGAUCGCAAUAUUGAUGAGGAAAACCGCUCGACAAAGGAUUUCCUGAUUCUUGAAGGACAUGAGGAAGCUCAAGAAGAGUUGCCUAAAAAAGCAAAAAUGUUCUUUAGUACAGCAGUUCAGAACUGGGAUGCGGACUUUUAUGUGAAAGUUGAUGACAGUAUUGACAUUGAUCUGGAGGGUUUAAUUGAGCUUCUUGACCAUCGCCGUGGUCAGGAGGGGGCAUAUAUUGGAUGCAUGAAGUCAGGAGACGUGAUAUCGGAAGAGGGAAAGCCUUGGUAUGAACCUGAAUGGUGGAAGUUUGGGGAUGAAAAAACGUAUUUCCGACAUGCGUCUGGUUCACUUGUUAUACUUUCAAAGAAUUUGGCACAGUACGUUAACAUAAACAGUGUAUCUUUGAAGACCUAUGCCUAUGAUGAUACGUCGGUGGGGUCAUGGAUGAUGGGCGUCCAAGCAACUUAUAAAGAUGACAGUCGCCUUUGCUGCAGUAGUAUCAGACAAGACAAGGUGUGCUCCUUGACUUGAUUGUAUGAUCUUGGCUACCGGGUGCUCAUUUUACAAGUUAUCUGAAGAUCAGUGUCAGUCGAAGAUUUUACUCUUCUUGGAGCUUUGCAGACACUACCAAGUACCAAUAUAAUUCUUUGUAGAUCCAGUGAUCAGUUCAUUCUUUUUUAUAUCAGCAGCAGAACUAAAAGGAUAACUACAGAUUGACGGACUUCAGCAAUUGGAGCUCACUUGAUAUGUUUGGAAGUUCUUCGAUCAUAGUUGUUCUUUCUUAUUGUCUAUCUAUACAAAAACUUCUGUUGAUUAUCAAAAUAUUGAGGGAAAGAAACCGCUUUUACAGAAUAUUAAUGUAUUGAACCAAUUGCGAGCUAAUUGCAGACAUUGUCGAGCUGAGAUAUAGUUUGAAAUCUUGAAUCA
Molecule: messenger RNA, 1555 nt
Organism: Lotus japonicus
Lineage: Eukaryota; Viridiplantae; Streptophyta; Magnoliopsida; Fabales; Fabaceae
Product: hydroxyproline O-galactosyltransferase HPGT3
Exons: 12
Coding region: 122-1159 (345 amino acids)
Cellular component (GO): Golgi membrane
Molecular function (GO): hexosyltransferase activity
Source: RefSeq, a predicted model, not a curated record